Hyaloscypha bicolor E is the source of this 459-nucleotide messenger RNA. Its product is annotated as DUF718-domain-containing protein. The record is from RefSeq and is a predicted model, not a curated record. NCBI's taxonomy places the organism in Eukaryota, Fungi, Ascomycota, Leotiomycetes, Helotiales, Hyaloscyphaceae. Gene Ontology annotation, molecular function: racemase and epimerase activity, acting on carbohydrates and derivatives. The transcript has 3 exons. The coding region runs from base 1 to 459 and encodes 152 amino acids.
AUGUGGUCCAACACCAGUUCCUCGAACCCCGCCUCGCCAACAACCCCCCAAAUCCCCUCCGUCUCGCCCACAUCGCCGACGUCGCGGCCAACAUACCGGUUAAAGAAUCAAGGGCGCCGUGUUGCGCAGAUUGUAAAGCUGAAGCCGGAGUGUGUGGAGAAGUACAAGGAGUGUCAUGCUAAGGUCUGGCCGGAGGUGUUGAAGCAGAUUAAGGACUGCAAUAUUGAGGAUUACUCUAUUUUCCAUGACCCUGAAACCCACAUCCUCUUCGCAUCAUUUAAAUACGUAGGCUAUAACUAUGCGGGUGAUAUGGAACGGAUGAGGGACAACCCAAAAGUUCAAGAGUGGUGGAAAAUGACCGACAGCUACCAAGAAUCAUUCGUGCCCGGUGCGAAGAGCAGUGCGGAGGGCGAACCGGCUUGGUGGAAGGGCGUUGAAGAGGUGUUCUAUAACCCAUGA